This is a messenger RNA of Xenopus tropicalis (tropical clawed frog), 1212 nucleotides long. RefSeq names its product D-aminoacyl-tRNA deacylase 1 (gene dtd1). Gene Ontology annotation, biological process: aminoacyl-tRNA metabolism involved in translational fidelity; tRNA metabolic process. The record is from RefSeq and is marked validated. Gene Ontology annotation, molecular function: aminoacyl-tRNA deacylase activity; D-aminoacyl-tRNA deacylase activity. Gene Ontology annotation, cellular component: cytoplasm. NCBI's taxonomy places the organism in Eukaryota, Metazoa, Chordata, Amphibia, Anura, Pipidae.
GUUCCCUGCUAUCGCCCUCGCCCCUAGCCCAGCACCAUGAGAGCUGUCAUUCAAAGGGUCACUAGGGCCAGUGUGACUGUCGGAGAUGAGCAGAUCAGUUCCAUUGGGAGAGGCAUCUGUGUCUUGUUGGGUAUAUCAGUGGAAGAUACCCAGAAAGAUAUUGAGUAUAUGGUGCGGAAGAUUCUGAAUCUGCGUGUGUUUGCGGAUGAGAGUGGAAAGCAGUGGUGCAAGAGUGUAAUGGAUAAGCAGUAUGAGGUGCUUUGUGUGAGCCAGUUUACCCUGCAAUGCGUCCUUAAAGGAAACAAGCCAGACUACCAUAUGGCUAUGCCUUCUGAGCAAGCAGAGCCUUUCUACAAUGUCUUUUUACAACAAAUGCGGAAAGCCUACAAACCAGAACUCAUUCAAGAUGGAAAAUUUGGUGCCUACAUGCAAGUGAACAUACAGAAUGAUGGCCCAGUGACUAUAGAAUUGGAGCCACCUGCCUCUUCAGCUGAUCCAAAGCUUCUUGCAAAGCUGGAAAAGCAGCAGCAAAGGAAAGAGAAGACAAGAACCAAGGCACCAUCAGAAUCUAGUCGGGAGAAGAGCGUCCCACGCAGUAAGGAUGACCCCAGUGCAAGCAGUGGUGCAGAGGGAGAUGUGUCUUCUGAAAGAGAACCAUAGGAUGUCAUCAGGGCGUGAGACCCCGAGAUCCAAGCACCAGUGUGUGAAGAGUUGCUCUAUUCUCCUGUACUAGUCUCUCGGAAGCGUUUUGCAAACAAGACUGCAACCUGACUUCAUUUCUAAUUGCAGCUUAUUCCGUGUUGAGGGAAACCAAAGGAAUGGCUUCCAUUACCUGCAACGAUAUGCACUCACAGCAAACAUUGUCCGACCUCUCCCAUCUGUCUGUCUACAACGUCGAGACAAAUAGUGCCUGCAUUUUUAUCACUGCCCAUUUGUUUACUUCUGUUUACAUCUUUUCCCACUUGUCACUUCAACUCCAACAAAUGUUGCUUUGGUGAAAUCUCCACGCUACAGUUUUGUGUGAUAUAUAUAUACAUAUAUAUAUAUAUAUAUAUAUAUAAAUAUAUAUAUAUCUUCCGGGAUCAUUGUACAAUUAGUCCAUUGAUGUUUAGAAAGUUGUUGUAAUGUUCAGUAGAUCUAGUUGUUUGUGCUUGAAUGAAAUCUUUGUCUGUGUAUCUUUCCCUGUCACCACCCAUUAAACAAAUAGUUUGA